CGUCUAGAAGCAUUGCGACGCCCGCGGCUAAAGCAUCACCGCCGCCGCGCCCGAGAGACCAUUCGAGGCCUCUAAAACCUUAUCUGCCGAGAGACAGAUAGCUAAUACCAAUACCAUGUCAUAUACCAUGCUCUCUUCCUCCCCUUUCCACUUCCGCUUCCCCUUCCCCUACCCCUCUCCUCCCUCGCCCGUGAUUUCGAACACAUCCAGUCCCCCCGGUGUCCCCCCCAAUGGCGGUGGCGGAGGUUGUAGGCCACCGCCGCCGCCGCUGGUGUCUUACAUCCCCUCCCUUGGUAUGCUCGUCCCCUUCCCCAAGAAGAAGCCUUGCUGCGUCCUUCCGGCAGAUGCCGCGGCCCCCAUCGAGAGCAAAUGGGGAGCGUGGAGAGGGGAACACGAAGAGGAUGAGGAGGAUGCGCUGCCGUCGGGGCUGCGGCGGGAAUGGCUGCCGAGGCACGUGGCGGUGAUCAUGGACGGCAACUCCCGGUGGGCAAAGGCCAGGAACCUGCCCACCUCAGCGGGCCACGAGGCCGGCUACAGGACCCUCCGGGAGAUGCUCCGCCUCUCCUGCGUGUGGGGGAUUCGAGUCCUCACAGUCUUCGCCUUCUCCUACGAGAACUGGCUCCGACCCAAGGUAGAGGUGGAUUUCCUGAUGAUGCUGUUUGAAAGGGUUCUCCGGGAGAACAUCCGGGAUUUCUUGAGAGAAUGUAUUUGGGUACGUGUAAUUGGUGAUUCCUCAAAGCUCCCAAUUUCUCUACAAAAGUUGGCCAAAGAGGUAGAGGAGAUGACAAGGAACAACUCACGGCUUGAAUUGGUUGUGGCAGUCAGUUACAGCGGACGAAGAGACAUAGCACAAGCAUGUCAAAAGAUUUCACAGAAGGUAAAGCACGGGCUACUAGAACCAGAACAGAUUACUGAGUCACUUAUCGCACAAGAAUUGGAAACAAAUGGUGUUGAAUUUCCUUACCCCGACCUCCUUAUCCGAACUAGUGGUGAGGAGAGGUUGAGCAACUUCUUACUGUGGCAAUCAGCAUACUCUGAGCUUUUCUUCACAGAGACGUAUUGGCCUGAUUUUGGAGAGGCUGACUAUGUUGAAGCUCUAUCCUCUUUCCAGAAAAGGCAGAGGCGCUUUGGUCAGCGUAUUACCUAGAAUGAGCACCCUAUUGUGGUCAUAAGCAGGCUUAUCCCUGGCUCCGCAUAAGAUAUCAUGUACACAAGCAUGUAAUCUGGAGGAUUGCCCUCUUCAUGCCUGAUCAAAUUGUUAUUUGGCCGUAUUUUUAGUCUGCUAGAAGGUGUCAAGCUAUCAGUGAAAAUCCGUUGUGUUGAUUCACUCAUGGCUGGAAAGAAUAGUCAAAUGUAUAUUAUUAAUUCAAGUAACCUAUUUUCCAGAUGAUAGAAGUGUAUAUGCUUGUGAUCCGUUCAAUUUUCAUCUUUCUUAUGUUUUUUCCCCUAAUCUGUUUUCUUCUUUACCUUGA
This is a messenger RNA of Elaeis guineensis (African oil palm), 1472 nucleotides long. Its product is annotated as cis-prenyltransferase 4, chloroplastic. NCBI's taxonomy places the organism in Eukaryota, Viridiplantae, Streptophyta, Magnoliopsida, Arecales, Arecaceae. Gene Ontology annotation, molecular function: ditrans,polycis-polyprenyl diphosphate synthase [(2E,6E)-farnesyl diphosphate specific] activity. Gene Ontology annotation, biological process: polyprenol biosynthetic process. The record is from RefSeq and is a predicted model, not a curated record.